Molecule: messenger RNA, 4236 nt
Organism: Leptopilina heterotoma
Lineage: Eukaryota; Metazoa; Arthropoda; Insecta; Hymenoptera; Figitidae
Gene: l(3)80Fg
Product: dnaJ homolog subfamily C member 16
Exons: 11
Coding region: 355-3408 (1017 amino acids)
Source: RefSeq, a predicted model, not a curated record
CCCUCUGUCGGAGCGAAUUGAGUGAAAACAUGACCAAAGUGUAGAAAUAAUUGAUUUCUUGAUUCGAAUUGCAGUAAGCAAAACAGUGAUGUAAAUUAUUGUGAUUUGUUAAUUAUUUAAAAAAAAGGAAAAAAAAUUGUUUUCAACUGUUGUUGUCAUUGUGCAUUGCGACGUUUUAAACGUCCCAUCUCAUCCUCGGGACUUUUUGGUGUCGAUUCUAUUUUUGUACGCUGCUUCGCUCAAAAUUUUACGAUAACUCCCCAGUGAAAAAAAAUGACUGAUAAUUCAGGUCAGAAUGAAAAAGAUUUCUAUUGAAUCGUCAACAUUCUAAGUCAAGAAUCACACAAUUUUGACAUGUCAUGUAUCAUCAUCAAACGUCAAACGCAAGAUCAACAUGCCUUCUCCAGGGCAAGUUUUCCAGUGCCUCAGGAUGCUUCUUCCUUGACUUUAAAAACCAUCUCCGUCGAGGGAUCACAAGACUCCUUGAAACAUCAUUAUCAUCAACAUUCUCAAGAAUCAUCAAUUUCUCAUCGACAACAACCUGAAGAUUGUGAGAGAUUUUUGAAAAAAAUCAAGAAUCUCCUUCUUCUUUUACAAAAUUUGAACAAGAAAUUUAAUAAACUGAAUAAAAUGAAUGAAAUGGAAAGUAUCACGACAUUAAAUCACUCAAUUCCAUCGUCUAUAAAAAUGAUAAAAAUUGAAGGCAGUUCACGUGUUUCAGAUAUGGAUUUACAUAUAAUUAAUGUAGGCACAGGUGCGCCAAUUAUAAAUGAUAAUUAUUGCGAUAUUUGUUUUCGACAAAAAACGGACAAUAUUCAUGGGGAAUUUAAUAAUACUAAUUUAAAUAAAUCAUUAAAAAACAAUGAGAAAAAUUUGUGUGAAACUUGUGCAACUGUUAUUAUUAGUGAUAAAUGGAAGAGUUCUCGUAAUAUUCCAAAAAGUUUUUUAUCCAGCGUAUAUUGCGCUGUUAAUUUAAUAGCCAAUUUUUUAGCGGUUAUAACGAUAAAUAAUAAAAAAUCAGAGAAGCUCAAAAGAAACAUUGAAAAUACCUCAACAUUAGGGAGACUAUCAAUGCUUUUCACUGUGAUGUUUAUCUUUCACAUUUUACCAUUGACUUCUGCUGACAAACCACUUGGAAAUCCUUAUGAGAUUUUAGGUGUCAAGAGGCAUGCCGCUUUACAGGAUAUAAGAAAGGCUUAUAAAAAUCUUGUUAAAGAAUGGCAUCCUGAUAAGACUGAUCAUCCGGAAGCUGAAACGAAAUUCGUCGAAAUUACGAAAGCUUACGAGCUUCUCUCUGAUCCUGAAAGAAGAAGAAAGUUCGAUAUUCACGGAAUAACGGAGGAAAGUGUGCCCAGAUAUAGAAGAGAUAGUCAUCAAAAUAUGCCAGAUCCUUUGGAGGAUUUAUUUUCGGGAAAUUUCAAAUUUCACUAUCAAAGCAGGGACAUCACGUUAUUUCACAAAAUGAGCAUCACAUAUCGAGCAUUUGAAAAAAAUGUAAUACCAAAAAGUUAUCGAACUCCGCAUUUACUACUCUUCUAUUCGGAUUGGUGUUUCGCGUGCUUACAAGUGGAACCAACUUGGCGACGACUAAUUGAUGAAUUAGAACCACUUGGUGUUGGUUUAUUUACCGUUCACGCCGAAAGAGAAACAGCUCUCGCCAGAAAAAUUGGCGUUCAUUCCUUGCCAUGUCUUGCCGUCACUGUCGAAGGAAGGACCAGCAUUUACAAAGAAUCUUUAUACAGUGUACAGAAAAUUGUCGAAUUCUUGAGGAAAAUAUUCCCGUAUAAAUUAAUAGCCGCUGUAAAUAAAGAGAAUUUAGAUGAAUUUCUUUCGGGAUGGAUGGACAAUCGAAUUCGUGGUUUGAUAUUUGAGAGACGUGAUGUGGCUCGUUUGCGUUACCUCUUGGUGGCCUACCAUCACAGGGAUCGAGUUGCCUUUGGUUUUGUUCAAGUGGGAAAGCAGGAGACGCAAAAUAUCACUGGGAAAUAUAAAAUAACUGGCGAUUUGGAUACACUAUUGUUGUUCAAUGAGAAUAUUGAAAAGCCAAUGGCAUCGAUUAGCAUGAAGGACAUACCGAGCGAUACAAUGCACAAUGUUAUUGCGAGUAAUAAAUUUCUCACACUACCGAGACUCUCGAAUCAAGCAAUGUUGGAUUCCGUCUGUCCACCCGAAUGGCUACGACCACAAAAACGUCUUUGCGCCGUUUUAAUUUCACAAAAUAGUCCCGUUCAUGAUUUUGCGAGACUUAAAUUCCGACAGGCUGCUCAUGAGUCGCCCUAUAGCACGGAACGAGUUAGGUACACCUAUGUUUUUAAAGAAGCGCAAUCGGAAUUUGUCUCGGCGCUUUUAAAUGGCGAAGGAAGUCCCAUGGAUCCUCUGUUACAUAUUGUAAUUAUUUGGAGGCGAGACGCGAAUAAUUUGAAAUACGAGUGGCUACCGAAUGGAUGGAUCGAUGGAAACCAAAAUGAGGAUCGUUGGAAUGAAUCGCGACAAAAUUUGGAAAAAGCAAUUCAGAGAUUAUUGCGAACAACGGAGGCUCUACCAUAUGCUGCGGAAGUUGGCGAAUUAGCCGACGAACAUGCAUUGGGCACCGUGGAUAGAUUAAUAGGCCGAGCACUGUUGGCAGUAGAUUUUAUAUCCGAAAGUUUUAAGAAGGAGGAAAUUUUGCCUGUUAUCUCGGUUCUUUUUACAAUUGUAUUAAUUGGCGCAGUCGGUUAUGGAAUGUCCUAUCUAAUUAAAUUGGAGGAGGCGAGUGUUGAGGCGAAUCGGAAUCAUUAUAAGGGAAAUACAAAAGUACUGUCGUCACAGCCACAAUUGAGAUUACACGAAUUGAGAGCUGAAAAGUAUAAUGGUCUCGUGAGACUCUUGAAACCGGGAUGUCGAACUGUCAUUUUACUGGUCGACACACAAAGUAGAUUAAAAUUACUACCUGCUUUUCAUAAAGCGGUAUGGCCUUAUAGGAAAAAUAAAACAUUGAUGUUUGGUCAUUUGAAUCUUGAGCGUGGACUCGAGUGGUAUAAAGAUUUAUUAUUGUUGAGUCUUCCGGAGCCGAGAGACCUGAAAAUUAAUCCGAAAAAUUGUAUAGGGACCGUAUUGUCACUGAAUGGACACCGACGAUACUUUUGUAUGUACCACGCAAAGCAUCCUGAGAGCAGUAAAGGCAAAGGAUCCAAGCGAAUGGAGAGAAUGGCGAAACGAUUGACGCAGAGAACCGACGAUGCAGAGGCCGGAGCAUUUAUUGGAUUCGACAGUUCCAAUGAUUCCGAUUUAUCGCAAGACGAUUCGGAAAAUAGUUUUCUGUAUCAAGAGAAGCUAUUGGACGGACUGCCAAAUUGGCUUGACAGAUUAUUCGAGGGUUCGACACACCGCUACUACAUAAAUUAUUGGCCAGACUUCACUGCCAAGUAAAUGAAGAGGCUCGCGGCCAAUAUUUUAAUGCCUUUUUAAAACGGAAAAUAAUCAAUUUUAAUUCUAGUCAGCGAGUUUAUUACGUGCUAGGAUAAUUUGUGGGAAGAAAAGACGGAUUGAGCCUCGCAUAAAGACACACGGUAAUACAGUGAUCAAAUUUGUCAUAACAUGUUAUUUAGUGUUCAUAAAUGUAAUUAAAGUCUCCCGUUUCUUCAUGUUUGGCUGAUUUUCACUAUUUGUCGAGCCGACGUACCAAAGAAUGCAAUCAUCGCUAAAUGAUCAAAGAAAACAUGAAAAAUCGUUUCCAAUUCUUUACAUUUUGAACGUCGAUAAUAUACCUAUUAUAUAUUAUUAUAGUGAAAAAGAAAACUUCCCCCUACUGUGUUCUUCUUGCUAUGAAAGAAAGAGAAAAUAUUCAGUGCUGCUAGUCAUUAUAUUAAUUAUUAUCCUUCUCUGAAUAAAGAUAUACACAUGAUAUUAACUUACAAAAUAUUUGUAAAUAUUUCAAUAGCUACAAUAAGUCAGUUUUAAAAAGAGAAAUGAGAAAGUUUUAUACUAAACUGAAAUUACUGUUAAUUAUUAUAUUAUUUCUCAUUGAUUGAAAUCAAUUAGUGUAAACAUUUGGAAACGAGGGAAGUUUUUACUGACACAAUUUUACAGACGCACUUUUUUUAAAGUUUAAUACCGUAUAAUAUUACUAUUAAGUAGUUUAUAGUUAAUUGAAUAAUUUUCAAUUGUUUGUGUUCAAAAAAAUUAUGUAUCCUUUCAAUUUAUCAUUCGUCUCUUGUAAAUUAUUCGUCGGCUCAAAUGAAGAAUUUUUUCCAAAAA